This is a messenger RNA of Trichomonas vaginalis G3, 2037 nucleotides long. RefSeq names its product trehalase family. Gene Ontology annotation, biological process: carbohydrate metabolic process. The record is from RefSeq and is a predicted model, not a curated record. The coding region runs from base 1 to 2037 and encodes 678 amino acids. Gene Ontology annotation, molecular function: hydrolase activity, hydrolyzing O-glycosyl compounds. Lineage: Eukaryota; Parabasalia; Trichomonadida; Trichomonadidae. The transcript has a single exon.
AUGCUGUUUUUCUUUGCUAAUCCAACAUUAUCUGCUACAGAGCGAGCAAUCCCAUCAUACUGGCUUAACAACUGGGACAAGACAAACCCAGUUAUUGGUUACUGGAGCACAGCUCAAAAAUCUUGGACAGUCGAGCCAUCAAUGCAUCCAGGAAUCAAUCAUCUCAAAGCUUAUGAUGACUUAACACGCGACGUAAUUACAUCUGAUUCAUUUGCUGUUUCAAUUGAUGGACAAAUUUACGGAAAUGAUAUGCUUUUCAAUAAUUCUCACCUCAGUGGUUGUGUACAAGAGGUUGAUGGUGAGUUAUUUACUACAUAUGAUGCAUAUCGAACAGACAAAAUGCCAAUAUCAAUCCGUCGCUCUUUUUAUAUGCCUCCACAUGAAGAAUUUUACUUAGUGAAAUAUACAAUCAAGUCUACUGAUGGCAAUUCCCAUAACAUCAAGCUCCUCGAUUAUGUUAUUUCAGGAAAUGAUGAAAAAUGGACAAAAGGAAGGUGUUCUGGAAAUAGCUGCCUUAUGGAUCGUAAGGAAUCAAACUUAGCUUCAGUUGCUAUCUCAAUCGAUACUAACUACAAACCAUUAAAAUCAGUAGGAAACAGUGAUUUUAAUGAUGACUCAAACCCUCUCAAGUAUUUCGCUGCCAACGGCGUUAUCCAAAAGUUUACAUCAUAUAACCAAGCAUCAGUUUCCUUUGGAGCUGUUUACGAGUUCACAAUUUCACCAUCUAAGGAAACAGUUGUUACUUCGAUCAGAUCUUUCGGUCGUACAACUGUCGAUGCUGUAAACCAUCUAACAAUGGCAACAGUUCUCGGUGUUGACGCAAUAAUCAAGAUGACAAAUGAAAGAUACACUCAAUUCCUUUCACAAGGUGUCCAAACAUCACUUACAGAUGAUGCUCUUGAUUUAUACAAGAAAUCAAUCCUUACUCUUAAAAAUUCCCAAAAUCCGGCGAAAGGAUUAAUUGCUUCAUCAUUACAUCCAAGUUAUGGCUACAAGAACUGGAUGCGUGAUUCCCUGAUGGCCGCCUUCAUGCUUGAUUCAGCUGGAUACCACCAGGAAGCGAAAGAUUUCUUUAAUUGGGUCGAUAACGCUGAAUUAACAAACGGUGGCUUCCAUACAACAUAUGAUACAAUGACAGGUAAUGUUGCUCCUUUUGUUGAGCCACAAUAUGAUUCUGUUGGUUUGUAUUUGGUCGCAUUAAAUUAUCACUUGAAGACAAUUGGUGAUAAAGACUGGGUCAAGAGUAAAAUGACAAGAAUCCGCGAAAUGGAGAAUUUCAUCUUCCAAAAGAACUCAAAUUAUCACAAUUUCCCUCCAUCUGACAGAUCUCCAUGGGAAGAGAGCACCGACCACCAUACAAAAGAGCCUGUUCCACAGCAAUGGUAUUCUUUCGAAAUGGGCUGCCUUUACGGUGGAAUUAGAGCUGCCUACUCAAUUGAGAAGGAAUUUGGAGAUACAACAAGAGCCAGCCAAUGCCAGGAAAGAGCUGAUGAACUAAAGAAAGGAGUUAUGGAGACAUUAUGGGAUUCAGAAACAAAAAGAUUAUAUAGAGGUAUAAGAGAUAACGAUCUUAAAGAUCCUGAUACAAAAGCUGAUUCAGCAUCAAUGACUUGUGUUUUCUUCGGAUUGUUGGAUUCAGAAAACGCCUUAAGUCACUUGAAUUUUAUCAAAUCUAAGUUGACAAAGCUCGAAAGUGGCAUUGCAAGGUACGAGAAUGAUCCUUACUUCUACGACUCCGUUUGGAACCCAUGUGGUGAAGGAACAAUGGAAACACAACAGGCAGAACCAGCUUGGCCAGUCGUAACCGCUUACGUUGCUUGGUCGGAGCAUUUACUCGGUAUUGAUUUCCAAAAGAGACUUGAUUGGAUGGUCAAAUACGCAGCUUUCGGAAAUAUGCCAGUUGGUGAAGGUGUUGACUCAAAGGAUGGAGCUAUGAUUGUUCCUUCUGCACCUGACUGCUUCGAACAUGCUGGUGUUUACGUAUACUCUGUUUUACUCAAGGAAGGAAAAGUCAAAUCUUUAGUUUCUACAUUCUAA